Messenger RNA from Racocetra fulgida, 687 nucleotides. The record is from the annotation of a GenBank genome assembly. NCBI's taxonomy places the organism in Eukaryota, Fungi, Glomeromycota, Glomeromycetes, Diversisporales, Gigasporaceae.
AUGCAGUUUAAGUAUCCACGAGAACCCACGGGACUUAAAAUUCAUUUGGCCUUUCAACCCAUAGAACUAGAAAGAGAGUUGGCAGAAUUCGAAGCGCAGUUUACUGAGAGCUUAGAUUAUAAAUUCAACAACAAUAGCAUCAAGUUGAUCGGCUACAAGAAGAUCAAAAUCCCUGACCACGAACUCAGUGAAUUUGAAGACCAUUACUUCAACAACCAUGCUGAAUGGAAGAAGAUAAAGUCCGUAUUCUACGAUUCAGGCUCAACUAUACUUCGUGUUUACUUCCCUGUCGAAGCGGCAUUGAUCGAGCACAAUGGCAAAGUUUUCGAAGCCAACCAUCUAGGCGAACUCGAAUUGGAAGAAAUUUCUGGAGACUGUGCUGUAUUAGGAAGAAAACAGACGGAUUAUGUCACCGGAGUCGAGGGCAACGUCAUAAAGGACGGCAUCAUUUACCUGGCUAAUAGAAAUCGACCACAUCAUCAGCUUGGAAAGGUGUACGUGUAUGAUUUCGUGACAGAUUCAAUAUCCAUAAUGGACGUUGCCCGCAUCGUAGGGAUGUUUGUGUCAAUUAUAACGGAUACUGGACGAACUGCCAAAAAUCAGGGUCGAAAAUUAGAAACUUUCCUGGAAGCGAUUGUUACUCUGCACUCGCAAGAGGCCAUUGCUGGAAUGAGAUCAUGUAGCUAG